CGCAUAUCAGAGCAGCUACUCAACUACUGGUCAUUGAAGUUAGAAAUAUUCAGUAGAUAUUACCAUUACGAGUCAAUUAGAAAGGUAAUCAUAAGUAAGUUAACACUAUAAGAGGUCAGACAGACUGAAUUAGUUGAUUAAUUGAUUGAUUGGGGUAGUCAUUGAUAUUAGGUACAGUUAGUUAAGAUGGCCAGCUACAUCAACAAACAGGUGAUUGAAUUAAACAAAGUUACUGAAGAAAACCGGAACAGAGCAACAAGGAACGUGAAGACUGAGACCCAUCUCUCAGGACCUGAGGAUUCAGGGAGAAGACUCUACAGGAUGGUUGCUGUGAGUUUUGGGAUGCUGUGUGUUCUACAAGUCACGCUCAACAUCUCUCUGAGACUAGUCUAUAACAGAGGCAUGGGAGAUAAAACCAAUGUGACUGCAGAGAAAGACCAGCUACAGACCAGUUACAACACCCUGACUAAAGAGAAAGACCAGCUACAGACCAGUUACAACACCAGUUACAACACCCUGGCUAAAGAGAAAGGCCAGCUACAGACCAGUUACAACACCCUGGCUAAAGAGAAAGGCCAGCUACAGACCAGUUACAACACUCUGGUUGAAGAGAAAAUCCAGCUACAGACCAGUUACAACACCCUGGCUAAAGAGAAAGGCCAGCUACAGACCAGUUACAACACCCUGGCUAAAGAGAAAGGCCAGCUACAGACCAGUUACAACACCCUGGUUGAAGAGAAAAUCCAGCUACAGACCAGUUACAACACCCUGGUUAAAGAGAAAGACCAGCUACAGACCAGUUACAACACCCUGACUGAAGAGAGAGACCAACAAAAGAGGGAGAACAAUGAUCUCAUGGCAAAGUUCUCUAAUCUGAAACAAACCUGUCCUAAAGGCUGGCAGAAGUUUGAAUCCAGUUGGUACUUCAUCUCUACUGAGACUAAAACCUGGAGGGAGAGUAGCCAGGACUGUCAGGAGAGAGGAGCAGACCUGGUCAUCAUAAACAGUGAUAAGGAACAGGAGUUUCUCUUUGGCCUCAAUAAGAGAGCCUGGAUUGGUCUGACUGACUCUGUUAAUGAGGGGAUCUGGAAAUGGGUGGACGGCACACCACUGACCAUAAGUCACUGGUACCCACAGCAGCCUGAUAAUGGUGGUGACAACCCAGCAAAUGGGGAGGAGGACUGUGUUGAGCUGAACACAGAAACAUGGCUUCCUGUAAAGGCAUGGAAUGACCAAUCAUGUUUAGACAAUCGUCACUGGAUUUGUGAGAAAGUGGUUUAACAACACCAUGACAACAGAGGAGGCUGGUGGUGGGAGGACAGCCACACAUAAAGCACCCUACAGUGCAUCUAUCUCUCUCUCUAUCUCUCUCUCUCUCCCACUCUCUCUCAUAGCAUUGCUAAUGCAUGUAGGCUGAACAUCUCUCUGUAAUCUGUAAAAUAAUUGUUUUAAGUAGAAACAUGUUAUGUGAUUUGCCAAAGCUUGUGCUUUUUUCAUGAUCAAUUAUUAGCAUAAAUCUCUCUAAUAAGAAGAUUAUCUAAGGCUCAGAUUAAGUAAGAAAGGAACAAUGUCCUAGCAGGGUUACCAGCUUCCUGAUUUAAUGUGAUUGGAUCGUUAAAACAAUGUGACUUGCAGUUGGACACAGACGGACGGCAAAACAGUACUGAGAGGAUACACGCAGGACGCAGGCAGACACACACACAGGCAGAGGUGGGAAGUCCCCCUUUUCUGAUUAAGAUGCAGACGUAGAUUUCCCACACACACCUCUGAAUAACUCUUCACACUGAUGUCACACACAUACAGCAUAUAUUAAAGAAAAGGCCCAUAUAUAAUAAUAUGCCAUUUAGCAGACGCUUUUAUCCAAAGCGACUUA
Molecule: messenger RNA, 1873 nt
Organism: Coregonus clupeaformis (lake whitefish)
Lineage: Eukaryota; Metazoa; Chordata; Actinopteri; Salmoniformes; Salmonidae
Product: CD209 antigen-like protein 2
Exons: 7
Coding region: 187-1281 (364 amino acids)
Source: RefSeq, a predicted model, not a curated record